AGUAUCGGUCUGGCAUCGUCGGCCAUUAAUUUCUUUGGUUUAUUUUUUUUUUGUUUCUCCGUGUGUUUGUGUUUUUCUAUCCGUAACUUGAGCGCCUCCAAGCCGCAAAAAAUGUGCUGACCAGUGCCUUGGGGCAGUCAGAGCCAGAGAGAUCGAGAAUUCCGUAAUUCCGAAUCGCAUCCGCUGCGCCAUGUGUGUGUGAAGUGAUUGCGGUGAUUGUGUGUGUUUGUGCGUCUGCGAGAGAGCUGGAGAGACAUUGUCGGGUCGUCGGGCAGUAAAAGGGCGGUAAAAGAAAAGUCAACGCUAAGGCUACGGAAAGAGUAAAAACUAUUAAACGGUGUGCAGCAGCAGCAACAUCAGCAGCAACAGCAGCAGCAGCAGCAAAUUUCCCUGCAAAAUGUUUACCAAGAAGAAGAAGAAACCCCUGAUCUCGAUGCCCAGCAAUUUUGAGCAUCGCGUGCACACGGGAUUCGAUAAGCGGGAGAACAAAUAUGUCGGCCUCCCCCUCCAGUGGGCCUCCAUUGUGGGCAACAAUCAGAUUCUCAAGUCCACCAAUCGGCCGCUGCCCCUGGUCGAUCCCUCGGAGAUUACGCCCACAGAAAUUCUCGACCUCAAGACGAUUGUGCGGCCACAUCACAACAACAACAAGGCGGACACCACAUCGCUAAACAGCAGCAGCACCAUGAUGAUGGCCUCCGCUGGGGGUCCCGGCGGUGGACCGAUUCCGGGCACUCCAGGCGGAGGAGUGCACGGCUCGAUGGGGAUGCUGGGUGCUGGCGGCGGGCAACAUCAUUUGAUGGAUCCAAUGACCGCGUCCGGCAUUGUCCUGCCCAAGACCUCCCAUGUGGCACGCUCCAAUUCGCUGCGCAGCUCAAGUCCGCCGCGUGUGCGUCGCGUGGCCAAUGUGCCGCCCUCCGUGCCCGAGGAGGAGGCGGCGUCGGCGACGACGACGCCAACACCAGCGACGGGCUUCAAGCCCCAGCAGCCUCUGGGCCAUCCAAUGCUCUAUUCCAGUCAGAAUGCGCACGCCAAUGGAGCGGCCACCGGUCCACUGGCCGUGCGAACGGACCAGGGCGCGAAUAUGCAGUACCGAGCCAUGGGAGGCGUCGGACCGCCGGGUGCCAUCCCGCAACAGACGUCGCCAGUGGGCUCGGUGGCCAGCGGAACGCGAUCCACCCACUCCCACACGAACAACGGAAAUAGCACCGGCUUCCCACUGUAUCCCCCCGCUUCGCAGGCGCAUCAGCCCAAAUCGAUGGGCGUGGGCGACCAGAAUCAGAAUCCCUUGCAUAGCCACGCCCAGACGCAUCCGCACCCACAUCCACAUGCACAUAAUCAUGCCAAGUCGGCGUCCCGUGCCUCCAGCUCGAGCGGUGGUGCCAGCAGUGCCACCCUGGCCGCUUCCCAGGCGUCUGCCCAGCAGCAACAGCAACAGCAGCCCAAGCAGGAUCAGCGGCUGACCCACGAACAAUUUCGGGCCGCACUCCAAAUGGUCGUCUCCGCCGGCGAUCCGCGGGAGAAUCUUGAUCACUUCAACAAGAUUGGCGAAGGCUCAACGGGCACCGUUUGCAUAGCCACCGACAAGUCCACAGGUCGCCAGGUUGCCGUGAAGAAAAUGGACCUACGCAAGCAGCAACGACGCGAGCUGCUCUUCAAUGAGGUGGUCAUCAUGCGGGACUACCAUCAUCCGAAUAUCGUUGAGACAUACUCCAGCUUUCUGGUCAACGAUGAGCUCUGGGUUGUUAUGGAGUAUCUGGAGGGCGGCGCCCUCACCGACAUUGUCACCCAUUCGCGCAUGGAUGAGGAGCAGAUUGCCACUGUCUGCAAGCAGUGCUUGAAGGCUUUGGCCUAUUUGCACUCACAGGGUGUCAUCCAUCGAGACAUCAAGUCGGAUUCCAUACUUCUGGCUGCCGAUGGCCGGGUGAAGCUGUCAGACUUUGGAUUCUGUGCUCAGGUGUCGCAAGAGCUGCCCAAACGCAAAUCGUUGGUGGGCACACCGUAUUGGAUGUCGCCGGAGGUGAUUUCACGCCUGCCGUAUGGUCCCGAGGUGGACAUCUGGUCGCUGGGCAUUAUGGUCAUUGAAAUGGUGGACGGUGAACCGCCAUUCUUUAAUGAGCCUCCGCUACAGGCGAUGCGUCGCAUACGGGACAUGCAGCCACCGAAUCUGAAGAACGCCCACAAGGUCUCGCCACGUCUGCAAUCGUUCCUCGAUCGAAUGCUGGUGCGUGAUCCCGCACAGCGUGCCACUGCCGCCGAACUGCUGGCCCAUCCAUUCCUGCGCCAGGCGGGGCCACCCUCACUGCUGGUCCCACUCAUGCGCAAUGCGCGACAUCACUCAUAGGACGGAUUCGGAACAGAUAGAUGGGGGAUGGGGGAUGAUAUACCAGCUCGUGACGCAACACAGACAAUGGCCAUCGAUCCAUGGAACCAUCUAUCGCAACGAUCCAACGAUUGCGGCAACCAGCCGAGUCUUUUAGUAUUAAAAAGUUUUAAGUUUGGCAUCUGUACUUAGACCCUUAGAGUCUCCCCUGACCCUCACACCUGCUCGAAAGAUCUUGUAAAGAAAUCAAAGCCAUUCCCACAUUUAAAUGCAUCGUUUUGUCCUACCCCCCAUACAUUCCGGAGGUUAUCCUUUUUUGGGCUGACGGAUCCAAGCAAUGUGCCUUUCACACACACACACACACACACAUACACAGAAACAGAUUCCGAAUGGUAUCGAAUUGUGCCUGUUCCCAUCGUUUACAUAUUUAUAUGCGCCGCCCUCUGAUCAAUCGUAUUUGAUAAUCUAUUAUCAUUAUUAUUAUUAUUAUUUUUUAUAAAUGUUUGUACGUACUCUCUGCAUUUGAUUGCUCUCUCGUGUGUACCACCUCCCAGCCAGCUCCUUUUAUUAUGGCAAAUGGGAGGAGGGAGUGACGAAUUCCGUUCUUGUCAGUGUGUGUAUGAUUUUUUUUACAAAUCCGUAAACAUUGUUCGAAUAUAUUCUACUUAUAAGCAAUAAGUUAACAUUUACAUGUAUUUUUAUUAAAAAAAAAACAAAACGAAAAAGCAAAGCCCUAACCCUAAGAAAUGAAAAAGAAAACAACGAAACAAUGGAUCAGAAAGAGAGAGAGAGACAUAAAUAUAAGCAUAGAAACGA
Molecule: messenger RNA, 3136 nt
Organism: Drosophila subobscura
Lineage: Eukaryota; Metazoa; Arthropoda; Insecta; Diptera; Drosophilidae
Gene: mbt
Product: serine/threonine-protein kinase PAK mbt
Exons: 3
Coding region: 398-2341 (647 amino acids)
Biological process (GO): intracellular signal transduction; protein phosphorylation; regulation of MAPK cascade
Cellular component (GO): cytoplasm
Molecular function (GO): protein serine/threonine kinase activity; ATP binding
Source: RefSeq, a predicted model, not a curated record